Messenger RNA from Ascochyta rabiei, 381 nucleotides. RefSeq lists its product as uncharacterized. The transcript has a single exon. The record is from RefSeq and is a predicted model, not a curated record. NCBI's taxonomy places the organism in Eukaryota, Fungi, Ascomycota, Dothideomycetes, Pleosporales, Didymellaceae. The coding region runs from base 1 to 381 and encodes 126 amino acids.
AUGUCCGGUAACGAAAGCGAGGAGAGUAACAGUGCGGGCCCAAGCAGCAGGAAUGUGAACAAAGGCAAGGGCCGAGCGAUUGAGCCGCAAAGCAGCGACAACUCAGAGCUUAACAAUCCAGACCUGCCACUCGACACCAUCGAGUCCACUGAUACCUCAACACCAGCCGGAAUAGACUGGGGCGACUACGAGAGUGCUAUGACCGAGCGAGAGACAGUCCUAGACGAAUGGGAUCAACUCCUUCCUGCGCUCCGAGCAGAUAUCAGAGAGAGAAACGCGACUCUUGACCGGUCUGAAGCCAAGUACGAAUGCAUGACAGGCAAGCACAUUGCCGACUUCGACUACGACAAAGAGCGCGAAGCUGCGCAAAAAAAGGCUUAA